Messenger RNA from Chenopodium quinoa (quinoa), 1120 nucleotides. RefSeq names its product acetyltransferase NSI-like. Lineage: Eukaryota; Viridiplantae; Streptophyta; Magnoliopsida; Caryophyllales; Amaranthaceae. Gene Ontology annotation, cellular component: cytoplasm. The record is from RefSeq and is a predicted model, not a curated record. Gene Ontology annotation, molecular function: N-acetyltransferase activity. The coding region runs from base 165 to 914 and encodes 249 amino acids. The transcript has 8 exons.
AUGAGGAAUUGAGUUAGAGGAUGGGUGAGUAAAGGAUUGAAUGAAGGACUGAAGCGUGCGUGUUGUUAUCAAAGAGUCUGCUACACACACAGACACUACCACAGUAGCUCUGUACUCACUGUAAUCCUCCUCCUCAACAUUCAACAUUCAACAACUGAGCAAUAAUGCACGCUUCUUCUUCAAUUGCCCUUUCCCUUUCUUCUCGGGCUCCUGCUCUUAAUCAAUCUCAACAACUCUUCUUCUCUCAUCUCAAUCCCAAUCCCAAUUAUUAUUAUGGAUUCUCCACUACAGGAACCAAAAAGCUUCGAUUUUGUAGCCUCAAGCUCAAGGCUAGUUUUUGGGAGUCCAUCCGAUCUGGAAUCUUGAAAAACAAUACAACACAAGUUAUUGAACCAACAAUUCCUACUGAAGAAGAGGAAGAGCCUUUGCCUGAAGAAUUUGUGCUUGCUGAAAAAUCUCAAACAGAUGGGUCUGUUGAACAAAUAAUCUUUUCUUCUGGUGGAGAUGUUGAUUUGUAUGACCUACAGGCAUUAUGUGAUAAGGUAGGUUGGCCCCGUAGGCCACUCUCAAAACUUGGUGCGGCUUUGAAAAAUAGCUAUAUGGUUGCCACACUGCAUUCUGUUCGUAAAUCACCUGGCGCAGAAGGUGAUGACUACAAGACGCUCAUUGGAAUGGCUCGUGCUACUUCUGAUCAUGCCUUCAAUGCUACAAUUUGGGAUGUUCUUGUUGAUCCAUCUUACCAGGGUCAAGGGCUUGGAAAGGCUCUUGUGGAGAAGAUGAUAAGGGCUCUGUUACAGAGGGAUAUUGGCAACAUUUCUCUCUUUGCAGAUAGUAAAGUUGUUGACUUCUAUCAAAAUUUAGGAUUUGAACCAGAUCCAGAGGGAAUCAAGGGAAUGUUCUGGCACCCCAAGUAAUAGUUCAUGGAAGGUGAAGGUGAAAUGUGAGACAAUGAGCAGUGAUAUGAUAGCACUUUGCUGAACUAGGUUGUGGUAGUGAUCGAUGUGUAAAAAUGUUAUGUUCUUCUUUCUUAUCUAGUUUUGGUUAGUUCUGUACGAGAUUACGAAUGUGUAUAUCAAAUAUUUAAAAGGAAGUUCCAGGACUAACUUCAUGUUUGCAACAA